Paramisgurnus dabryanus is the source of this 1655-nucleotide messenger RNA. RefSeq lists its product as uncharacterized. The record is from RefSeq and is a predicted model, not a curated record. Lineage: Eukaryota; Metazoa; Chordata; Actinopteri; Cypriniformes; Cobitidae.
UAAACUGGUCGCACAGGUGAAACUACUUUCACUUCCAAACCUGCCUUCGUCUUUUCAAACUGCUGAACAAAAUGGAUUUCUUUCUUUCCUUGCUCUGUUUUAAUUUAAAUGACCUUUAUAUUUUUAAACUGCUGAACAAAAUUGAUAUUUUGCUGGUUUUAUUCUGUUUUAGUGUAUUGUGCAUGAGGGGAGUGAAUGAGUUCAAGGAGAAGAUUUCGGCAGUAUCAAAUAAUAGACAUUUCAUAGUCAUUCACAAUGAUGCUACUACAACAAAGCCAGACGAUCACAUACUGUGGAUGUUUGGAGCUGAAAACAUUCACAAUCCUCACGGUUAUGAAUGGAUAAUCUCUAAAAUUGACAGUCAUGUGAGAUUUAAAGAUAAGCAGAGUAGGUGGCACACAAUUUGGAACUACAGCAGCUAUGGUUGUGGAGAAAAACCAAGGCCAGACAAGUUCGCAAGGUCAGCAUCUUCCUCGUGUACAAUACCUGCUGCAAAUAUUUCACUGAUGGAAAGAGAGAAUGUUAAUUUACACACCGAUGUUGCUGAACUACAAGAAGGUGAUUUGAUCAAAUGGUGGACUAAAAGUCAAGAAAUAGCUGAAGUCACUAAACAGAGUGUGACUAUACAUGAUAACAAAAUCAAAGACAGAAUUGAAUUAGACAAUCAGACUGGAUCUCUAACCAUCAAGAACAUCAGAACCACAGACUCUGGAGAUUAUGAAUGCUUCAUCAAAAAAGGGAACACAGGAUUAUACAAGUGCUUUACUGUUACAGUCUACGGUGAUUUACCCAUUCCUGACAUUAGGAGAGUCUCUUCAGCAUCAUCAUCAGAAAGAUCUUUAAGCUCAAAAUGUGUGUUGUUGUGUUCAGUGUUGAAUGUGAGAGAUGUGAGUCUGUCCUGGUACAAAGGAAACAGUUUAUUGUCCAGCAUCAAUGAGUCUGAUCUCAUCAGACUCUCUCUACCUCUGGAGGUUGAAUAUCAGGAUACAAACACAUACAGAUGUGUGGUGAACAAUCCCAUCACAAACCAAACUCAACAUCUCAAUAUCACUCAUCUCUGUCAGCCGUUUCCAGGUUCUGAAGAGACUUCCCACACUCAUUCAAACUUGAUAGGCAUAGCAGUAGUGUUGGUUGUGGUCAUGAGUCUAGCAGCAGCAGCAGCAGCAGCAAUAGCUUUUUGUAAGAGAAAACACAAUCAGGACAAUGGGCGACUCAACAGAGAUGAGACUUCUGCACCUCUAGCAGAUUCAAAUGAAGUCUGAGACACAGGGCACGUGACUGCGGUAGUGCAGGAACUUCAUAUUUGCCCAAUAAAAAACAACACUUGAUAUCACAAAUGUCUUAACUUACUGUGCAAGAAAAGUUCAAAUGAAAGUAUGAUUUAAUGACUGAACAAGUUUAGUAUUAAAUUCAAGACUGGUUCUGUAUUGCUCACAUUUUAAUUUAAUGUAAAUGACAUGAAUGAUUAUAUUAUUUUCAUUUACUUAAAUGAAUACAAAGUGCAUAACUAGCAAAAUGCUUUUUCCAGGAUGAGGGUGGUAGGGGCAUGUCAUAAUUGAUUCAUAAAAAGACAUAUAACAUUCAUAGUAUUUGGAAAAAUAUGUUUAUUUUUGUAUUCAUUGCAUGUAAUAGAUAUCCAUGUGACCGAUUUACAU